Messenger RNA from Symbiodinium pilosum, 1237 nucleotides. Lineage: Eukaryota; Dinophyceae; Suessiales; Symbiodiniaceae. The record is from the annotation of a GenBank genome assembly.
CGGCUCCCAGCUGCAGAUGUCGGCGCAGAUCGUUGGACUGGCCUUGGAGUCCACGUCAAGCGAAAUGACUUCCCACCCCAGCUCCUCGAAGGCUCUGCCCAUCGACCCAGUCCCCGAGAACAGCUCCAGCAGGCGUCGCGGCAUGGGCAACGGCAAGAUCUUCUUUUUCCAUCACGGGGUCAAGGGCGAGCCACACCAGAGCAACGAAACCUGCGCAAUAGCAGGCGAAACCCAGGUUGCAGAGCAACGCCUGCCUCCAAAGGGCGGCAAAUUCCUGCCGGCCGAGCCUCCUCUGCGCUGGAACACUACCCAAUGGGCCGAGAUCCUCUACGAGCCCUCCUCCUUCGGCAAGGGCGAGUCCGAGCGAGUUAGCUUGGUGCUCGAGCUCACGGCCGAGAUGGAAAAGACCGUGGAGCGGCUGGAAAAGCAGGCCACAAGUCUGGUCCGAUUUUGGGACGCCGACGGCAACAAACUGGCCAGCCCGCCUGCCGAGCUCAGAGGUCGCAAGGCACUGGUCGCCAUCGAGGUGCGGCAGCUGUGGAUCAUGGGGCAAAUGUGCGGCCUUCUCAUGGAAGCCCGCGACAUUAAGCUACAGGAUGCCUCUCCCCCAGAGUCGAACCUGGUGCUUCUGCUUGAUGAAUGGUCGACAAAAUGGAAGCACAAGGGACGUACAAGAGCCGUGGGUUCCGGAGCCUAUGAAAAGUACUGCACUCUGGGAUUCUACGCUCACGGAGGCAUUUUGGGCAUCUCGCGAGCCUCGAAUGAUGAAAGCGCCUGCAGAGCCGUCAAUCAUUUCUUAAGAUCCAGAUUUCCGGGCAAGACCUGGACUUCCAUCGCGAUUCUCUGCAAUCCCAAAAUGGGCCUUCAUCGAGACCUUCUGAAUUUGAAAGGACACCCCAACCACGCGAUCACUCUGGGUUCAUUCACCGGCGGCCGAGUGUGGGUUGAAAAUGAAAACGGAGAUGCUCCGGCGGAAGUGCAAAUGAAAAGCAAAAUCCAAGCUCUUAUCGGAUCCUGGCAUGACAUCCAUGACAAACCAAUCACUUUUGACGCUCGUCGCUUUCAUCAAGUCGAGCCGCAUGAGGGACGCAUGUGGGCAUUGGCAGCCUACACGCCGCAAGCGUUCAAAUGGCUCACGGAUGAAAACGCGGAGAGGCUUUUAUCAAAAGGAUUCCCUUUGCCAAAUCGAGAAAAUGAAUCUACCGGCAAAACUCUGGCAGAUUUUAUUCCGCGAUGA